Poeciliopsis prolifica (blackstripe livebearer) is the source of this 1830-nucleotide messenger RNA. RefSeq names its product chemokine-like protein TAFA-2. The coding region runs from base 575 to 988 and encodes 137 amino acids. The record is from RefSeq and is a predicted model, not a curated record. Lineage: Eukaryota; Metazoa; Chordata; Actinopteri; Cyprinodontiformes; Poeciliidae. The transcript is spliced from 6 exons. Gene Ontology annotation, molecular function: receptor ligand activity.
GUGAUGCCAGGCUUCACUCGCCUCGCUGUCGUCAUGAUGUUCGUUUCAGUCGGCGCUGAUUCUCUCCUGGGCUCGCGCCGCAGAGCGUCUCAGUAAUCUGAUUACUCUGCGCUCCGGGGUCUCCAUAAAAGUUGGAGCGCGCAGAGCCGCGCCGUCAGACCGCGAAGAGCCGCUGCAGCGCGCCCAGCUCCGCCGGGACUGAGCCCGAACACCCGGAUACGUCACGACCUCUGAUCGAGUCCGAUCAUCUCUAUGAAUAUUGAUUAUUUUCAGAAAGCUGCUGGGUGUUGAACGCGCGCCGUCAGGACGCACAGAGGCUCCGUGGACGAACCGGGGCUGGAGACUCGAGCAGUUAUGGAUCAGAUGCUGUUCUGUUAGAAAGCUCCGCUUGAUUUCACCUGGAGGUGAUUCAAAACAAUAUUAAUAAUAAUAACUAAAAGACAAGUCAGCCGGUCCUCCUUCCCCUUCUGGAUUCAAAUGUCUCCACGCCGCAGACACGCAGCUGGAUUGUAGCGGCCGCAGCGAUGCUUUAAUCGGGCGUUGAGGUGCGGGAAGGGAGCGGGACACGAACAGGAUGAGUGAGCGGUGCAUGCAGAUCAGAAGCAAAGGGGCUCUUCUUGUCAUGGUGCUCGUGGUCGGAGUCCUGGAGCUGUCCAAGUCGACAGAAGGGGCGACAGCUGCGCACCAUGUCCGGACCGGGACCUGUGAGGUGGUGGCGCUGCACCGCUGCUGCAACAAGAACAAAAUCGAGGAGCGGUCGCAAACAGUGAAGUGUUCCUGCUUUCCGGGCCAAGUGGCCGGUACCACCAGAGCCGCCCCGUCCUGCGUCGACGCCUCGAUAGUGGAGCAGAAGUGGUGGUGCCAGAUGCAUCCGUGCCUUGACGGGGAGGAAUGCAAAGUUCUUCCUGAUCUGAAGGGCUGGAGCUGCGCGACAGGGAACAAGAUUAAAACCACCAAGAUUUCUGCGGACAGAGACCAGCUUUGGUAACGACAGACGCUCCACUAACUAAACCCAGGUGAACGCCCCGUCAUUGUCUGGCGGAUCAUAAAAGGAGUAAAAGACUAAUAUGAAGGACUUUGCUGUAAAUAGAGACAUCCUUUAUUCUGGUCUAGAGAUAAUCUUUUAAGACUUCUGAAUGAAUCCUCAUGAACUCGAUGGACGUCAGCGUGAGGUGCACCGGUCAUCCCCGCUCUGCCUUUUUUUGGAUGGCAGGACCAGUUGUCUGACAUCGUGCCGCUUGUAGUGGAAAACCGCAGCGACCUUCGCCGAUGUGUCCAACUUCUUGAGUAGCGCCACCUUCACAAGCAAGCGGUCUCACACAGCAGCCGUUUCGUUGGGUCGACCGAUGGAUCGGCAUGUCGCUCCAAGAACACAUUCAUCGGCCGACGGCAGCUUUCUUCUCUGGCAAAUUGCAGUUAGGAGAUUUGGGGGGAGCAAAUAGUUAGUAUGAUUAUCAAAGAAAUAAAACGAUUAUCCAUCCAUGACAUGCAAUACUCAACUAGAUACUCUGGACUCAAAGACUCCAGGGCUCAGCCCAGGCGCAGGCAAAGAACAGAUCAAACAUAGAAUCAAAGGGAAUUAAAUCCAUUUACAAUCUAUUAAUCUUUAAGUUUCCAUGCCUUCCCCCCUCAAACUGCAUUGCUGCAUUAAAAUUCAGUUUCUUUGGUGAGAUGAAUGUAAAUGACAAACAUUUGGACGAUGAGAGUGUUUCCCAAACUCUUUCUAACUAGUGACUCAAGUAUGAUUUGCUAAUGACUUUCAAGUGACUAUCGCUGACACUUCUUUAGUCUGUGUAAGUGAUGACAUUAGUAAUAAACAAUGGUCGUGUA